Molecule: messenger RNA, 849 nt
Organism: Mycena indigotica
Lineage: Eukaryota; Fungi; Basidiomycota; Agaricomycetes; Agaricales; Mycenaceae
Product: NmrA domain-containing protein
Exons: 4
Coding region: 1-849 (282 amino acids)
Source: RefSeq, a predicted model, not a curated record
AUGUCGUCCUUCACCUCCUUUGCACUUUUUGGGGCCGGUCUAAUCGGAACGCCAAUUGUAGCUGGCCUAGUCGCCAAAAAUCUACCGAUCGUGGUCAUCGCCCGCCCCGGCUCGAAGAGCGUAGCAAACCUCCCUGCUGGAGCAAAAUCUGCCUUGGUAGACAUCGCUAACGCUGCUGCAGUUGCGGCAGUCCUCAAAGAUCACAAAGUCGAUGUGGUUAUAUCUACCCUCGGCAUGCAAGCCAUCGCUGCACAGACACCCCUCAUUGAGGCGGCCAAGGAGGCGGGGAUCAAACUAUUCGUGCCAUCGGAGUUUGGCUUCCCGACCGAGGGCCACACGAGUGGUCUGCUGGCUGAAAAGUACGAGAUUUCUGAGCUUCUCAAGCGGGUUGGCAUCCCCUCCCUGCGCAUAUACACCGGAAUGUUCAUGGACUUUAUACCGAUGGCGUUUGGGUACGAAAAGACCAAGAAGAUCAUCGUCAUCGGCAAGGGCGAGGCGCCAGUGUCUGUGACUUCUGUUGCCGAUAUCACAGGUUUCGUUGUGCACGUACUGACAACACUUCCACCCAUCGCACUCGAGAACAAGAUUUUCCGCAUUCAGGGCGACCGGGUCAGCGCGAACGAUCUCGGGCCGCUAUUCGGCACAACCGUCGAACACGUGAAUGACAUCCCCGGCCCGCACGCGGCCGACCUCAAAGCGCUGAUGCUGAUCGCCGACGCUGGGGCGGGCAGCACAGGCUGGGAUGUCGUCGCUGGAAAGGAGGGCACCGGGGACAAUGCCGCAGGAAGCGCGAACAAGCUCUGGCCGGAUCAUCAGUGGAAAACGAUCAAGGAGUUCUAUAACCUCUAG